AUGGAAUUCAAGAAGGAUUUCAAGAAGGAUUCUAAGAUGAGUAUAAGAAAGAUUGCAGAACAUCUGCAGAAACAUCCAAGGGCAAAAGUGAUUUUUGUAAUCGGUGCAGGUGUUUCGACUGCUUGUGGAAUUCCAGAUUUCCGAUCUCCAAAAACAGGGCUUUAUCAUAAUCUUUCAAAACUGAACUUACCAUACGCAGAGGCGGUGUUUGAUAUCGAAUACUUCAAAGAAAAUCCUAAACCAUUUUAUACUUUAGCCAAGGAACUGUAUCCUGGUACCUUUAAACCGGCAAAAUUUCACUAUCUCAUGAAGCUUUUUGAAGAUGAAGGCAGACUAAAAAGGAUUUACACGCAAAACAUAGACACACUUGAGAGACAGGCUUCCGUCGGAGAUGAAUAUAUCAUUGAGGCACAUGGAAGUUUCGCGUCGAAUCAUUGCAUUGGAUGCGACAAGAAAUUUCCGAUCGAGACUUUUAAGGAAAAGCUUAAUGAACCUAAGGCAAAUCUGCCUCUGGAAUUCGAUUACGCUAGCUGUGAUGCUUGCGAGAGCCUCAUAAAGCCAAAUAUUGUAUUUUUUGGUGAGGGCCUGCCGGAAAAGUUCUUCGAAACUUGGGAUGAAGAUCUUGAGUGGCUGCGAAAGGAAGUGGAUGAAAAGCAUCUAGUCAUAGUGGCAGGAACUUCGCUCACAGUCUACCCCUUUGCAUCUUUGCCUUCUGAAGUACCGAGCAAGACUGCGAGAGCUCUGUUUAACAUUGGCUUGGUGGGGGACUUCAAAUCGGAUCCUCGUAAAUCCGAUCUUGUCUUCAAUGGCAGCUCAGAAGAUGCUGCACAGUGUCUUAUCGAUGAACUUGGCUGGUCUGAAAAAUUCGAGAAGCUUAUCAAUAAAGUGGAUACAGAAGAGAAAAAGGAGGAGAUCACAGCUAAUGAAGAGGUGAUGAAAAUAGCUGGCGAGUUACAGAAAUUAGAUUUGAGUAUUUCUUCGAAAGGGGAAACGUAA
This is a messenger RNA of Zygotorulaspora mrakii, 996 nucleotides long. It is a transcript of the gene HST2, whose product is annotated as histone deacetylase HST2. The transcript has a single exon. The record is from RefSeq and is a predicted model, not a curated record. The coding region runs from base 1 to 996 and encodes 331 amino acids. Lineage: Eukaryota; Fungi; Ascomycota; Saccharomycetes; Saccharomycetales; Saccharomycetaceae. Gene Ontology annotation, molecular function: histone deacetylase activity, NAD-dependent; NAD+ binding.